Molecule: messenger RNA, 726 nt
Organism: Sceloporus undulatus (fence lizard)
Lineage: Eukaryota; Metazoa; Chordata; Lepidosauria; Squamata; Phrynosomatidae
Product: transcription factor AP-2-epsilon-like
Exons: 3
Coding region: 88-726 (212 amino acids)
Source: RefSeq, a predicted model, not a curated record
UCCUGCCCCUCCCUGCCUCCCUGCCCCCUUGGAUUCCUCCUCUCUGCCCCCCAAGAAAGCCUCUGGGGCUCUUGGGCAACCGCCCAGAUGUUGGUGCACACCUAUUCCGCCAUGGACCGGGCGGAGGGGCUGAGCGGGGCUGGCAGCGGCGGACGCCUCUCGCAGCUCUCCUCCUUGAACCAAGGCGCCUACUCCUCGGCUCCCCCGCUGUGCCACACUCCAGCCUCGGACUUCCAGCCCCCCUACUUCCCACCUCCGUACCCGCAGCCGCCUCCGCCGCCACUAUCCUUCGCUACCCAGAGCCAGGAGAGCCCCGGAGCAGGAGGCAGCAGCAGCGGAGGAGCCUAUCCGCACCUGGGGGACCCUUAUGCCGCCAUCAACCCGCUCCAUCCUCACCACCACCAGCACCACCAGCACCAUCACCACCAUCAUCCCCAGCAAGGAGGCUGGCAUGCCCAGAGGGCCAGGCAAGAAGAAGCUGCUGCAGCUGCGGCAGCAGCAGCAGCUGCAGGGCUCCUUUCACAAACGCACCGGGCCUUGGGUCUGGACCCCCGAGGAGGAGGAGGAGGAGGGUCCUCCAGGGACUUCCAGGGGCCUCGCUUGCUCCACCAAGGCCUGGCCGAAGCAGGGGCCCACGCCUUGGCCGAAGGGGCCCUCGGCCUCCACGCCUUGGGUGCCCAUGCCCUCCAUGAGCUCCAGGCCAGUUUUGCGAGGCAAGUGUUGUGA